Magallana angulata is the source of this 2797-nucleotide messenger RNA. RefSeq lists its product as uncharacterized. Lineage: Eukaryota; Metazoa; Mollusca; Bivalvia; Ostreida; Ostreidae. Gene Ontology annotation, molecular function: nucleic acid binding. The coding region runs from base 1 to 2526 and encodes 841 amino acids. The record is from RefSeq and is a predicted model, not a curated record. The transcript has 2 exons. Gene Ontology annotation, biological process: DNA integration.
AUGCCGCAUGAGAAGCAAACUGUUGAGCUCAUCAAGAAGACUCAGAAGGCGUUGAUGGAAGGCGGGAAGUUGAGAUUACACAAAGUAGCCUCCAAUUCUCAAGAAGUAAUGAGUGCAUUUGAAGAAGAAGUAAGAGCCAAGGACUUGAAGUGCAUUGACUUGAGACUAGAUGAGGCACCCUUACAGAAAAGUCUAGGACUUACUUGGGACUUACAGGCGGAUUCCUUUAAGGUAGAUGUGACUAUGGAGUCCAAACCCUUCACGAAACGUGGGAUGCUGUCCACGUUAAACAGUCUCUAUGAUCCCUUUGGAUUUAUCGGUUCUGCGACACUCAGAGGAAAAAUGCUGUUUCGAAAGACCUUGGAUUUGUCAUCUGAUUGGGAUGGUCCUCUUACUGAGUUUGAGAAUGAAUGGAGAAAUUGGUGUGAUUCACUUCAAGAUUUAUCUCAUAUUAGUGUUCCUCGAUCUUACACGUCUUCAGGUUUGCAAAACUCUUCUAGAGUAGAAGUUCAUGUAUUUUGUGAUGCCUCCGAGUUGGCCAUCUCUGCGGUUGCCUAUCUAAAAGUACUGUACACGGAACAUGCAGAAACUGGAUUCUUGCUUGGAAAAUCGAAGUUGGCACCUACACAUGGACACACAGUUCCCCGCCUGGAACUUUGUGCAGCUGUACUUGCAAGUGAAAUUGCUACCAUUGUGACAGACAACUUAGACCACAAAGUGGACCAUACUCAGUUCUACUCCGACAGUCGCAUAGUGUUAGGUUACCUUUACAAUACUUCAAGAAGGUUUUAUACCUAUGUGUCUAACAGAGUACAGAAUAUACUUAAGGUUGCUCCAGCCAAUCAUUGGUCUUAUGUGCAGUCAGAAAAUAAUCCAGCAGAUAUUGGAUCAAGAUCAAUUGCUGCAAGAGAUCUCCAAGGAAGUAAGUGGAUUAAAGGACCUGACAGUCUCCUUAAGACUCAAGACUGCAAUGAAGUGUUUCCUUUAGUGGAUGCUGAGAAUGAUAGUAAUGUAAGACCACAACUAUCAAGCUUAAAGACUGUUACAAAGAAGCCAUUUGGAGUAGAACGAUUUGAUAGAUUUUCAACAUGGAACUCAUUGGUCAAUGCCUUGAGCGCACUAAGAUAUAGAAUAUUGAAGAAGCAUGGAGUUGAGAGUGAUAGAUUUUCCUCAAGUUUCCGUCGGUUUGCAGAAGUGUUCAUUGUUCGGACAAUUCAGCAGGAGACCUUUCAUCAGGAAAUAUGUCUUCAAUCUGGAAGGACCAUUUCAAAGGACAGUUCUAUUAUGAACCUCGACCUUUACCUAGAUGAUGAUUCCAUUCUGCGAGUGGGUGGACGACUGCAAGCUGCUGACAUAGAACAUAACCUUAAGAACCCCUGCAUCAUCCCUCGUUCGCACAUAGGUAGACUCCUCAUUAGCCAUCAUCAUGACUUGGUACAUCAUCAGGGAAGGCACUAUACAGAAGGAGCAGUACGAAGUGCGGGUUACUGGAUUUUCGGUUGCAAGAAGCUAGUGUCCUCUGUCAUCUUUAACUGCGUUACAUGCCGCAAGUUGCGUGGACGAUUAGAACAACAGAAAAUGGCAGACCUGCCAUCUGUCCGAGUUAGACAGUCUCCACCAUUUACCUAUGUGGGUGUUGACAUAUUUGGUCACUGGGAGAUAGUGACCCGGAAGACGCGUGGAGGAAGUGCAAAUAGCAAGCGGUGGGCUAUAAUGUUCACAUGCCUCUCUUCCAGAGCUUCCCAUAUUGAAGUGGUGGAAGAUAUGUCGUCCUCGGCCUUUAUCAAUGCCCUUCGCCGAUUCAUAUCUAUUCGGGGAAAAGUUGCAGAGUUUAGGUCUGAUAGGGGCACAAACUUUGUCGGAAGCACGGAUGCAUUGGGUAUUGAUGCUGUGAAUGUAGAGGACCAACCCCUCAGGAAGUUCUUGAGCAAAAAUGGUUGCUGUUGGAUAUUUAACACUCCAUACUCUUCCCAUAUGGGUGGUGUAUGGGAAAGAGUUAUUGGACUUGCUAGACGAAUUUUAGAUGCCAUUCUCCUGAAGCAACCUAAGCGCCAACUUACCCAUGAUGUCCUUGUAACGUUGAUGGCAGAGGUUACAGCAAUACUCAACAACCGACCAUUGGUUCCUGUUUCCACUGACCCUAGCAAUCCAUUAAUACUUACCCCGAAUAUGCUGCUAACUCAGAAGACAGAAGCUGAUCUUCCACCGUUUCAUGAACUUGAUGUAAGAGACAUGUAUGUGUCUAGCUGGAAACAGGUACAAGUCCUUGCUCAGCAGUUUUGGAAGCGCUGGCACAAUGAGUAUCUCCAACUUCUCCAGCAACGACGAAAGUGGACAGAUUCUAAGGACAAUCUACGGAUUGAUUAUGUUGUUCUUCUUCGAGAGAAAGAAGCUCAUCGCAACGAUUGGAGUAUGGGUGUUAUCAAUCGAACAUUUCCUGAUGACGACAGCAAGGUCCGCAAGAUAGAAGUUCGCACAAGCAGAGGCGGACAGCUUGUCCAUUACUACGACCAGUUACAGAAGUAGUUCUUUUAGUGCCACACCGUUAGACUUUUGUUAUUAUGAAGUGAUUUUGUAGUGACUGGCGUCAGGCGGGGAGUGUGCUGACACUUUCCGGAACAUUUUGUGCCGUUUCGGGACGGUUUCAUGUUUUAUGUUUUGUUUACGUUUAGCCAACGUCAGCCUGGUGGCUCACGACUCGGUCGUCCUAUGUAUUGCUCAAUUGCAACUUGAUUUUGUGGCCCCAUGGAUUUUUUACCCUUUAAUGUCUCGUCAUUAAAUAAACAAGUAAACUGUU